This is a messenger RNA of Durusdinium trenchii, 3550 nucleotides long. Lineage: Eukaryota; Dinophyceae; Suessiales; Symbiodiniaceae. The record is from the annotation of a GenBank genome assembly.
UCCAGAAGCUUGGCCCUUUGCCGGUCCGAAUCGGUGGUUGCGUACCUAAGAGGGGUCAACGCCUGUCGGACCACUGUGGUUGGUUGCGUCGCGCUGCUGGGCCUGCUGGGCCUGCUGGGCUAGGAUUAGACACAGUUGAUAUAGUCCAUAGAUACAGGUAGCUCAGAGCUGGAGGCGUCGCCAUGAGACCCAAAACGCUCCUUUGAGCCAACGGACGGCGCUGCUACAGAAAGGAGCCUGGUUGCAUUUUGUAUGACAUGAAGGCUGUGGGAGUUCAGCAAGCGCAAGACUGUGGAACAUGGGCCCGCUCGUGUCCGCUCCUAACUCGUUGAGAUGGCUGGAUCUCAAACUCAUGCUUCUGAGCUGAUCAACUUUGCCGUUAUACCAAAUUCAUUCCAAGGUGACCAUGUACCCAUAUUGCACCCUUCAUGUACCCUUGUCCAUCAUGUGCUGUCCAUCCCGGGUGGUUUCCUUAUAGUCACUCCUUCGCGAACCGGGUGUGAACCUUUCGAAUCGAUCUCAACGCCUUGCCUGGCGAGAACGCUGGCUUUGACACCUCUGCAGCGCCGGCUUUGACCAACAGGCGCUCGAAGCGCUUUCAAGACCGAGACGAGCAGCUCGAAGCGCUGGAAGUUGCGUGGGACCCGACUGAAGCGGAAGACAGUAUGCUUUAUGUCCAGCGCGCGUCCGACCGGAAAACCCUUUUUCAUGCUUUUGGGUGGGGAGCAUCCGGCAAGUCUGCAAGGCCGGAAGCAUCUGCAAUGGGUCAUUCCAAAACUGACUGCCCAGGACCUCUCUCACAAGAGUAAGGCCUUGACGGAUAGUCAGAACCAGAGAGGAUCAACAAUAUGCUGACAGGGCCCGGCGUAGGUGUAAGCGCAUUGUCAUAAUUUGCAAUCUAUUUUGUUUGUAUAGGGAAAUCCUUGAGACAGGUGAGACAGGCAUUUCUUAUUGUUGACCAUAUGAUAUGCCAUCCGACGUAAUAAGCACGGUGGAACAUGACCUAACUAUCGAUGCCUUCAGGAUUGAGUGCUCCUCUCCGUGACCUGGCAGGCGAAAAAACCAAUCGAUUCCAUGUUUUGAUCCGAAACUUGAAUAGAAGCUCUUAAACAGAACGGAACUUAGGUUGGAAAGCGUUUCAACGCUUCAAUGGGUAACAUUGGAACAGAGCGGGACGCCCAACUCCAUGUUCCACGCGGGUUGGACAAAAAGGCGUUCAAACGACCUUUGCUCCGUGCCAAGCUGCUGUGAGCUUGGUAGAUGAAGCCGACAAUGAGGGCACCCCAUGCAGCUUGGCUCCACAUCUCGAUGGGCACGCGUUGGAUGGGCUUGGCAGGUCGAGCGAGCGCAGAGAAGUCUUUUUCGGAUCGUAUGUCAUCUGAGGUUGUAGCCGCAGCUGGGACAGCUGUGAAAGGUUCGCCAGCUGGGCCCCGGGCAGGUGAAGUAGGCUGCUUUUCCUCUCGUUCACCUCUUGGACUCCCCGUCCCUCAAGUGUGACUGGUGCCACCGCACGGCGAGCGAACGCCGAACCCAGCGGUGCCACCGGUGGAGCAGAAGCGGAGACGGUUCCGACGAUGGGACCUGCGGUCGUGCGAAUGGAAUUCGAGGGUUUCGCUGUACAAAGUGUCUGACAUCCAACUCCAUGGAUUGUUCAUUUUUUGAUUCUUUGAUGGGCUGUUGUGGUUUGGUUUUGGUGAAGGUUUUUUCUUGCGAUGGUUUCGAUCCCUUUUUUAAGCGCAUGGCUGGAAGUCUUGCUUCCAAGCCACCUCCACGCAGAUAGGUCCAGUACUGUACUGGCGUAUAAGGGCUGUUGGAGAUCCGUUUUUUUGGAUGGGGAACGCAGAUUGGUUCAGCACUCGCAGGCGGCCGCAGUCGCUGGAAGUUGGAUACGUACUUGAGAAGUCUUGCUACGCAAAACAGGCCAGAUUUGCUUGCAUCCCUCAUUUGCGCAGCAGUGUUUGGCUUACAAGGGACAACCUUUCCAACGAGCUUUCAUGUCUAUUUCACUGAUGAAGAUUAUGUGGACUCUUCUUUGGGUGCAGCUGACUGUGCAGCUGGCUUGGUGCCAGGUGCACCCAUCCAGCCUCGUGAAAACAAGUGGGUGCUCUCUUGGCGCAUUUGGCAGGAGACUCUUGGUGCUGGCAAUUGCUCGAGCCAUGCGCCGUGUGAUGAUAAGACUGCAAUGCUACAAUUCCAAGUCCAGCAGUCGGCUGACCAGUGCACUACCCAAGAGGAAGAGGAUCUGAAUGCCGGGACGUGCGGUGCAGAUGGCGCCUGCAGAUGCACUCCGGAUCCUGAUCCUCAAAUUAUCGGGCCCUUCAACCUCGGAGGGCUACGCUGCGCGGGGCGCAACUCGUGCAGGAGUGACUCCAAUGCCGCGGCGGACAAGGACAAGUUCUUCCAGUUCGCCGACUCCAGCAACUAUCUUGAUUGCUCUGGCGAAGAGUCUUGCAGGGUCUUCUGGAACGUGAAAAAUGUGGGCGCCGCCUGCUGCAGCGACCAGAAUGCUUGCCACAACAAGGCCCGGAUCCACAUGGACACCUCGGGAGUCAGUCAGUGCACCAAUGACAUGUGCUGCUCCGGCAUCAAUGCCUGCAAGCAGUCCGAAGUCAAAGGGGUCGACAACUUGUUAUGCGCAGACAACGGCGCUUGUGACCAGAUUGAUGCGGAAAUUAGCGGGGACUUCUAUUGUCAAGCCAAGCAAGGUUGUGGUGACCAAACCGGUGGCGGAGACAAGGGUGGGUUUGCAUUCUCUGCAGGUGAUGACCAUUGCGUCACAUGCGACAGUCUGGGUGGAGCUGGGAGUGACCAAGGCUCUUGCCAGAAAGCCGCGAUGACAUUCGGCGCAAACUCAGAAGUGAAGAUGACUUGCAGCGGCUUCAAGGCCUGUUUCCAAGCAGAGUUGACACUCGAUGCCGGCACCUGCUUGUCUCUAUCAUGCAGUGGUGACAAUGCCUGCGCGGGCAUGACGGUCGACUUGAAUGGCGGCGAAUGCUCAUGCACGGGCGUCAACUGCCCAACGACCGGACCACCAAGCAAUACGCCCAUUUGUACCGCUACUUGCACAGAUGCUGACGCGCUGUCCUGUCGGGACUUUUUGCUGUGCUGGAACGUCCGGCGGAAACCCAGAUCCCACGAACAUCGAUUGUUCUCAGUGCUGCCCCAUUGUCACCACAGCGCCGCCGACCACGGCACCGCCGACCACGGCGCCGCCCACCACGGCCCCGCCCACCACGGCACCCCACUACUACAGCUGCCGAUGAUACUACUACAGCUCCUGACAUUACGACUACUACGACAGCGGCGCCCGACACCACGGCAACGACUUCGAAGAAACCGUACAACUAUAGGUACCAACGCCGCCAACGUCGCAACAGUCGUACUUAUCGGCGGGAGUACAAGUACGCUUCGGAUGACUCCAAGGAGGUAUAGGCUAGACUGCUCCACUGCCGCUGCAAAAUGCAGCAACUUUUCUCUAUCCGGGCGGUUUGCCAGCUACUUGUGGCAAACAAAUGGCCCCGUGCACUGCCUUCCUUGUGGAUGAAAAGGA